AUACAUGUGUGGCAUGACGCAGGAAGUGGUGAUGAAACAACAAAAGGCAGAAAAGCAGAAGCUGUCUGGCGCAGCAGAGACACUCAGAAAGAAACAGCAAAAUUCCUCUGUGACAGUCAUGAGCUUCAACAGUUCCUGUUCAACCAGCGAUGUGGACGAACAAAUGAAAUACCUAGAGCUGGUCAUAUACAUCCCCAUAUUCCUCUUGGGGAUGGCUCUUAACCUGGCGGCUCUGCUGGUGUUUUGCCUGUGCCUCCCAAAAUGGACUGAGUCAACCAUCUACAUGACUAGCUUGGCUCUAAUGGACCUCCUCCUCCUUUUGCCACUACCCUUCAAAAUGCAUGCUGCAAAUCAUAAGUGGUCGAGCCAAUCCCAAGCAUUCUGUUCAGUUCUGGAAAACCUUUAUUUUGUUGGCAUAUACGGCAGCAUCUACAUGAUCAUGUGCAUAUCUGCUGAUAGGUGGCUGGCAAUAUGUCACCCAUUCAAAGCCAAGCAGCUGCGUUCCCCCACAGUGGCUUUCAUAACCUCCCUCAUGGUCUGGUUUCUGGCGUUUUUUGCAAUCUUUCCAGUCACCUCCAACUUCAGGGGUGAAAAUGGGACCGACUUCCACUGCUUUCACAGAUUUUCGGAGACAGGCUGGAGUCCCAAGGUGAUCAUCUGCUUACAAAUUUUCGGUUUCCUGGGGCCUGCGCUUGUGGUGGUUUGCUGUUCAGUUCAUACCAUCUGGACCCUCCAGGAGUCCGGACAGCGUAGCUCCAAGAGCCAGGCCUGCGUGAAGAUUAUCUACAGCAGCCUGAGCGCCUUCUUGGUGCCAUUCACACCGAGCCACUUGGCCAUCUUCCUGCAGUUCCUGGUACACCAGGGAGUGAUUCAGGAUUGCAACACCCAGAAAAGUAUGAGCAUGUUCUUACAGACCACCAUGUGUCUGUCCAACAUCACCUGUUGCUUGGACGCUGUGUGCUACUACUUCAUAGCUCACGAGGUGAGGAGUACCACAAACCCCUUAAGGAGGAGAACGCUGAGCACAAGAAGAGGCAAUUCCAGCACUUCAGAGGUCUGAACGAACGAAACAGCUAAAGAUGUGACUUGUACACAAUAGAGUGGCGUCAUGUUGUUUUUGCAGAGUAGUAAAACUGACUGAACAAGCAAGUCUAGAAAAAAAGAAUUUGCAUGUACUUUGAGCUAUAUGAAAUUAACCAGGUCAACCUGCAAUGAUAAUUUACCACUGAGCUGGAGCAGUAAGCCAGUUGACACAUCUGUAACCUCAGAGAGCCCCAAAACCAAAGUAUGGGCGGCAAACAAAAGACAACUUCCACUACAGAUGGAGAUGGUAUGAAAAAUUUUUUUCUAAAGAUGGCACUUUCGGCUCGUCGACUCCCUGAUGAGAAACUGACUUGUGGUAUGAUUCAUUUUAAAUCUGGCAUGGGCGGCUCGUUGCACAGCUUUGUUGUUUUGAUUCUCAAGAACAGGAGUCAGACAGAAAAAGAGGAGACUUAAGGGUUCUCAUCAAAAAUAAGACCAAAAGAUCACAGUGGACAAACAUUAAACAAUAUUAAACAAUGCUAUUUCAUUAGAUAUGCUUCUUAAGUCAGAAACCUUUAUUGGGUACCAGCAUCAACCCUUUAAAUGAUACUUAAAACCUUUUUGACUCGGUUUUUACUCUUUCUUUUUUUUUUUGUUCCUUCUGUAUAUUACAAAUGGUUUGAGUGGGAUAACUUAUUCGUAGAAGAAAUAACUGUGAAACUGAGCCUAAAAUAAUAAAGAAUAGUGUGUUAAGAAUAAA
Messenger RNA from Girardinichthys multiradiatus, 1783 nucleotides. Its product is annotated as G-protein coupled receptor 55. NCBI's taxonomy places the organism in Eukaryota, Metazoa, Chordata, Actinopteri, Cyprinodontiformes, Goodeidae. Gene Ontology annotation, molecular function: G protein-coupled receptor activity. The transcript is spliced from 3 exons. Gene Ontology annotation, cellular component: membrane. The coding region runs from base 5 to 1060 and encodes 351 amino acids. Gene Ontology annotation, biological process: phospholipase C-activating G protein-coupled receptor signaling pathway; positive regulation of Rho protein signal transduction. The record is from RefSeq and is a predicted model, not a curated record.